Amborella trichopoda is the source of this 1380-nucleotide messenger RNA. Lineage: Eukaryota; Viridiplantae; Streptophyta; Magnoliopsida; Amborellales; Amborellaceae. The record is from RefSeq and is a predicted model, not a curated record.
AGAAAUGCGGAGAGAGAAUUAGAGAAGAGAGAGAAAUGACAAAGAGGAAAAGAAGCGCGAGCGCUUCCCAGAGAAAGGGAUAAAUAGAGAGAGAAAGAGGGAGUGGAGAGAGAGGUACUGGUCAUGGUUUUGUACAAAGGUAGCAGGCUUUUUUUUACCUUCCUCUUUAUACAGAUAAAGCAGAGUAAGAGCGAGAAUUUCAUCUCUCUCUAAAAACAGCUUGAAUCUCAUCAUUCUCACUCUAUAUAAGAGCGAGAAUCACGUCAUUCUCUCUCUUCUCUUUUCACCUAUAUGGACAACAAACCUACGGCUCGCAAUCACGGUGAAGAUUUAAAUGAGUGCAUUGAUAUGCUGACCAAGAACAGUUAUCAGAGCAGGCGUGGCAGCCUUGCAGAGAAAACCCUAAAUUUUACGAUAAGCUUUCUCCUCCCUUUUAUCUCUUUCCGUGCCCUAAUUUUUAAUCGGAAAACGUCAUUUCCGGCCUCUUCAUCACCGGAAUCAGGUGGCUCGGCGAUUUUUUUCAGGUGAAUUUUGAUCUUUCAUUGGUGAAUUUUAGCAGAAAGAGUAAUGGUGGCCGCUGAUGCUGCCUCUUCUUCUUCGUCUCCUUCAUUUUCUUCUUUGCCUUUGCCUUCUCCAAGAACUCCACCGAGUUAUCCUGAUUUAUAUGGAAGGUAUCGGAAGCAGGCCGAGCUACAAAACCUAGAUCGAGAAAUAACGUAUUUGCAGGAGGAGUUACGGUCACUUGAAAGCCUUCCACCUGCUUCUAUUUGCUGCAAAGAGGUUGAUGACUUCGUGGGGAUAAAUCCUGAUCCAAUGAUACCUAUAAAUCACAAAGUUCGUAGAUCAUACCGUAUCUGGAAGAUAUUUAGAGUCUGUUCCUGUUUCAACUUUUCAUGGAUUUGCUGUUGCAAAGGGUGCUCGAUUCGCCUGGAAAAACCUCGCUGCCUUUGUAAAGCAGUGAAGAAGCCAAGAUGUUUAUGUCGAUUGCCAUCUUGUCGAUCUUGUUGUAAGGUUCCUUCUCUUCCUCGCCCCAAAUGCUCUUCUUGCUGUGCUUGUUCUUUCUCCAAAUGUACAUGCAUAUUUUCUUGCCCAAAUUGUUGGUUAUGCUAAAGAAACUCUCUCUCUCUCUCUCUCUCUCUCUCUCUCUCCCUCUCAUGUUACUUAUAUUCCAAACACUCUUUUGCUUAUUCUUUUAUUACUAUGAACUGCUCUUGUAUAGAUCUUGCAUAAUCUAGUUUUCCAUCAGUUAUUCCCUUGUAAUGUACUUGUGCCAUUCCAUGAAUAACAAGAGCCUUAUCAGAGACUUUUUGAACAGUCAUAGACCCUCACAGUCAAGGGUGAAGAACACGCUGAAACCUAAAUAAGUCUCCAUUUAUUUUA